Pocillopora damicornis (cauliflower coral) is the source of this 1107-nucleotide messenger RNA. RefSeq lists its product as uncharacterized. The record is from RefSeq and is a predicted model, not a curated record. Lineage: Eukaryota; Metazoa; Cnidaria; Anthozoa; Scleractinia; Pocilloporidae.
CCUACGAUAUGGCGUCUUCCUCUAACUCAGAAGAGAACAAGAAACUUCCUCCGUUAGAAAAGUUACCUGAUGUAGUGGAAGAACCAAAACCGGUUUAUAAGGAGGAAAAUACCAAUGACAGUUGGUCAGCAUUGGUUAGGAAGCUCGACAUAGAGUUUAAUGAGGAUUGUGUGAGUUGUAAGUUCAUUGGUGCAUCAGUGUGUUAUGUUUGUGGAUACAUCGCGUUGAAUACUGUCAAGACUAUCCCAGCUUCGAACAUGCCAGCAAAGGUCAUGACUGGAUUAUUUGGUGUGGGACUUUUUGGGAUUGGAACACUCAGACUUUUUAAAAGUCCGGCUGAACUGGCGAUCGACAGACCCUCGAACAAGAGCUCAGGCAAGGACAGUUGGUGGUGACAGUGCUGUUGAAAAAUAUCCAUGAGGGAACAAAUUAUUGUUACUAUAAAUGUAACUUCCUUUCACAUGUUACUUCAUCUGUCAAACCUAUAACACCUACAAGUGAUUAAUAUGUAAUUUCUCCUAGUGAUUCAAAUACAUUAUCUGGCUAACAGGUAAUGAGAACUGAGAAGUUUAUCAUUUGGAAGGUGUUAUUUUGAUAGAACACCAAAUUCUCCAGUCUAGUUCUCAAGGUAAUGUAUAGCAGUCAGAAGGGAGACUUACUUGUUGGAUCUUGGGAGUUAAGGAGGUAAUCGAGGAGAAACAUUUGUAACAACUGUAAACCAGAAAACAGCAGCUUGUAAGAUUCGAUUAUAAACUGCUGUUAUGGAAAUUGCUUUAAGGUACUUUUAUGAAGGGACCCUACAGCUUGUCAGUAUUGAAAAUAGGACUCCAUAAUCUGGCUGAAGUCCAAUCUACUGGACAAGAGAUGUUUUUGGAGAGCUUAUGUUACUUUUGUCUUUAAGUGUGUAUGUUAAACAUUUCCAAUGAUGCAUAAUUUACUCAGCACUACCCAGAAACACAGUGGAUAUGGACUGUAGAUUGUAAAAUGCUAAAAACAAUGUUUUCAGUAAUUUGAUUGUAAGACAUAUCUCUGUUAAGAAGUUUUGAACAAUGGAGUUCUAACUGAACAUUUUAAAUACUCAGGAUAAAGUUUUUGAACAUUUCUUUC